Messenger RNA from Durotheca rogersii, 1098 nucleotides. RefSeq names its product concanavalin A-like lectin/glucanase domain-containing protein. Gene Ontology annotation, biological process: glucan catabolic process. Gene Ontology annotation, molecular function: hydrolase activity, hydrolyzing O-glycosyl compounds. The record is from RefSeq and is a predicted model, not a curated record. The coding region runs from base 1 to 1098 and encodes 365 amino acids. NCBI's taxonomy places the organism in Eukaryota, Fungi, Ascomycota, Sordariomycetes, Xylariales, Xylariaceae. The transcript is spliced from 8 exons.
AUGGCAUAUUCGAUCACCGCGCACUAUGCCGGCCAGCGGCUGCUAGAUAGCUUCAACUUCUUCACCGGAGUCGACCCCAAUCACGGCUUUGCGAACUACCAGAGUAAGGAAGACGCCCUAGCCCAGGGACUCGUGUCUAUCAACACGGACUACAAUGCCGUCAAGCUGGGCGUCGAUGCGAGUAAUACGUACUUGACUAGCGAUAAGGGGCGACCGAGUAUCCGACUUACUAGCAAUGACACCUUCACCCAUGGGCUUUUCAUUGCAGACUUCGCCCAUAUGCCAGCAUCGACGUGCGGCACAUGGCCCGCUUUCUGGGCAUUCAAUAACCAGGACGGCACCACGUGGCCGGAAGGGGGGGAGCUGGAGAUUAUCGAGGGCGCAAACAACGCUCACAGAAACUUGUUUUCUGCUCACACUGCCGCUGGGUGCCAUGCGCCAGUGGACGGGUUCUCGGGCGAACAGAUCCGCAGUGACUGCUCACCAGAUACAUACAAUAUCGGGUGCAAUUACGCCCCCCCGACCUCGGACACGGCGUCGUACGGCGACGCCUUCAACGCGGAGGGCGGCGGCGUGUACGCCCUCGAGUGGGACGCUACCGCCUUGAAGCUGUGGCACUUCCCACGCUCGACGAUCCCGGACAACAUCGUGUACGCGCCCGCCGUCGGCCCGGACCCGUCGACCUGGGGGCCGCCGCAGGCCGUGUUCGGCGGCCCCGGCUGCGACCCCGACACCUACUUCUUCAAUCUGAGUCUCGUACUCAGCAUCAACUUCUGUGGCGAUUACGCAGGCGCGCUCUGGCGCCGAACCGACCAGUGCGCCCAGCUGGCACCGACGUGCGAGGACUUUGUCGCGGGGAGUCCGGCGAACUUUGCGGACACGUAUUGGGACGUCGGCUACAUCGAUGUGUACCAGAAGGCCGCGGCGGCAGCCGCCGCCGUUGUCCCGCGGGAUGUGGCGCCGACGCAAACGCGAACCAUCACUAUUGCACGCCACUAUCCCCGGCAAUCCGGCACCCUCGGCAUCCGUAUCCGAGUCACCGUCGCACGCCAGUUGGAUCUGGGCUUUGGGGGAGAGUCCACUGGCGAGCCUCGAUAG